Molecule: messenger RNA, 798 nt
Organism: Benincasa hispida (wax gourd)
Lineage: Eukaryota; Viridiplantae; Streptophyta; Magnoliopsida; Cucurbitales; Cucurbitaceae
Product: oleosin Cor a 12-like
Biological process (GO): response to freezing; seed oilbody biogenesis; lipid storage
Cellular component (GO): monolayer-surrounded lipid storage body; membrane
Source: RefSeq, a predicted model, not a curated record
UAAGUGAAACUUGUUCCCCAUGCAAAGCCCCUACUCACCAUCUCACAUGUUACGUGUCACCAUUUUGCCAAUCCCACCUCCGUAUAAACACCAUCCAAUAUGCCUUUCUUCCUUCAUUCAAAUUUUCUUUUCUUUUUUUCCCAUUCACUCAAAGCAAAAAUGGCUGAUCGUCCACAACCACACCAACUCCAAGUCCACCCGCAACGCCGCUACGAAGACGUCGGAGCCAAGGGACGAGGAGGCCCUUCAGCCUCCACAAUCCUUGCCGUUGUAACCCUCGUCCCCCUCGGCGGCUCGCUACUAGGACUUGCUGGUUUGACGCUGGCGGCCACACUAUUUGGCUUGGCUGUGUCUACCCCGGUAUUCAUCAUCUUCAGCCCCAUUCUAGUGCCAGCAAUCUUGACCAUUGGUCUGGCUGUCCUUGCCUUUUUGACCUCGGGGGCAUUUGGGCUGACGGCUCUCUCUUCGCUCACAUGGGCUUUCAACUACCUACGUCGGGCGACCGGGUUCAUGCCGGACCAGAUCGACCAAGCGAAGAGGCGCAUGCAGGAUAUGGCUGGUUAUGUGGGGCAGAAGACGAAGGACCUGGGGCAGGAGAUUCAAAGCAGGACCCAAGAACAAGGGAGGAGGACGUGAAUGGAGGAAGAUAAAGGGAAAUGGCUGAGUUAUGUUUGAGUCCUGUAGCCAUGUCAAUGUCGGAAUUGUAUGUGUUUCGAGUGUUUUCUUUUGAGUAUUCCUAGGAUAGUUCACUUUGAGCUACUUCUAGAAUGCUAGCUUUGGUUUGCAUUUCUACUAUUU